GAUGCCGAACCUGACGCUGCUCGGACCGACCAGCGACCUGGCGCCGGACAGACGAAGGCCACCAGACGGCGCCAGCUCGUCUCCGCCCCGAGUCCGGCGCCGCCGAUCGUCAUGACCUCCAUCUCAGACGACCCAGAGACCCUCGGCGCAUCGUCACUCAGGCCAGCGUCCAGCAUAACGACGGCGCCGGUCGGCCGAUCUCGUUCACGACUGGACAGCGUCGGGUCAGUCGUGAAGGUGGUCCGUGCCAACUCAGCCGGACCAACUGGACCAACCGGACCAUCGCGACAGGAGAGGCCCCCAUGCACUUCACUGUCUCGGCAGACGGACUCGAGGCCUGGCCGCAUCUCCGACCGGCCAGAGAGGCCUCCUUUUCGGUCUAACUCAGCCGCCCGCUGUUCCGCCUGCCUGUACCUGCAGCAAAGUUGGCGCCAGAGCCAGCCGCUGCCUGGCGCACCUUCGCCCCCUGCCGACGGCGUGGACGUGGCCGGGUCGUCAGGCUGUCUCGCCCACCGUGACCACCGAAGGGUCUCGGAUGGGCCAGCAACAGUCCGGCCUGCUACCAGUUUUGCUCAGUUCCAGCCUGAUGAAUUCAACGAUGCUCCGUUUUGGAGCCACUGCUCGAGGUCGGAAGAGGUUGGUCGAAGUUGA
Messenger RNA from Protopolystoma xenopodis, 651 nucleotides. The record is from the annotation of a GenBank genome assembly. Lineage: Eukaryota; Metazoa; Platyhelminthes; Monogenea; Polystomatidea; Polystomatidae.